AUGGCAAAGGCACAAAACGAAGCGUGGGGACUUGGCUACAUCGACUUGUACCUAAUUCACUUCCCGCUUGCCCUCAAGUACAUUGACCCAGAGACUCUGCGUUACCCAGCGUGGUGGAUGGAUGCGGAUCGGUCAAAGAUCGAGCUGGACAGGGUUCCCAUCCAGGAGACGUGGCAGGCACUGGAGUCGAUAGUCGACGACGGCAUCGCAAAGUCCAUGGGCAUCUCCAACGCCCAGGCCCAGACCCUCUGCGACAUCGAGACGUACGCCCGCCACCCGAUCUCGUCGCUGCAGAUCGAGCACCAUCCCUACCUCGUGCAGGAGGAGCUCGUCACGCUGGCGCACGAGAAGCACACCGCCAUCACGGCCUACUCGUCCUUCGUGCCGCAGUCCUUCCUGGAGCUGCCGCCCGCGUUCCACCGGCGCGCAAAGGGCACGCCGCUGCUGUGGGACGUGGCGCCCGUGCAGGCGGCGGCGGCGAGGACCGGCAAGACGCGCGCGCAGGUGCUGCUCCGCUGGGCGACGAAGCGUGGCAUCGCCGUCAUCCCCAAGUCCAACAACGCCGGCCGCCUCGCGCAAAACCUCGUCGUCACCGGCUUCGACCUGACGCAAGCUGAGAUCGACGCCAUCAGCGCCCUGGACAAGGGCCUGCGCUUCAACGACCCCGGCUUCUACCUGGCGGAGCCUAUCGCUCUGUUCGCGUGA
Diaporthe citri is the source of this 705-nucleotide messenger RNA. RefSeq lists its product as uncharacterized. Lineage: Eukaryota; Fungi; Ascomycota; Sordariomycetes; Diaporthales; Diaporthaceae. Gene Ontology annotation, molecular function: oxidoreductase activity. The transcript has 2 exons. The record is from RefSeq and is a predicted model, not a curated record. Bases 1 to 705 code for a protein of 234 amino acids.